UGGUUAUUAAAUGAUUGUUUUAUAUUCUAUUUUUAAGAUGCCACGAGGGUCAACUAUAACCACAUGCGUGAGCUGCAAAGCAGCUAUUGGUGUGGCCACCAAGACCUGCAAAUAUUGCCAGUCAGUACAGCCAAGAAAACAAAGACUGGCAAAAAAACUUCAGAAAUUUGAGGCCAGGAAGGAGACGUGGUUGAAAAACCAAAACAAAAACCAAACCACCUCUCAUGUUAUUGACGAGGCAUCUGUUUUGGUCGAAAAGUUAAACACAUUAGGGUACAAGGCCAUAGUCUUCAUUGGGAAAAAAAUGAAGAAGCAAAAAACUUGGUCUGCACAAGUCAUCCAGCCAAAAUGGCAGCUGUCAGACAACUCUCAAAAAUGCCUUGACAGAAUGAAGGCUCUAUUUGAACUUUUAAUUAAUGGUUUUACUAACCAGCAGCUCACCACCAGUCCUCCUCCCAUGCAGUCCACCACCAGUCCUCCUCCCAUGCAGUCCACCACCAGUACUCCUCCCAUGCAGUCCACCACCAGUACUCCUCCUAUGCAGUCCACCAUCCAGCAUACCACUAGUCCUCCUCCCAUCCAGUCCACCACCAGUCCUCCUCCCAUGCAGUCCACCAUCCAGCUUACCACCAGUCCUUCUAUCAUCCAGCCCACCAUCCAGCUUACCACCAGUCCUUCUAUCAUCCAGCCCACCACAAGUCCUCCUUCCAUCCAAUCCACCAUCCAGCUCACCACCAGUCCUCCUAUCAUCCAGCCCACCAUCCAGCUCACCACCAGUCCUCCUAUCAUCCAGUCCACCACCAGUCCCCCUAUCAUCCAUCCCACCAUCCAGCUCACCACCAGUCCUCCUAUCAUCCAGUCCACCACCAGUCCUCCUAUCAUUCAGUCCACCAUCCAGCCCACCAGAAGUCCUUCUCCCAUCCAGAACACCACAAGUCCUCCUAUCAUUCAGUCGACCAUCCAGCCCACCACCAGUCCUACCAUCCCACCCAUCACAGAACCACCUCAGCAGAAAUGCAAUAUGUCUGCAAACAAAAAAAAGAAGCAGAAGAAUUCUGCAGCCUCAGACAUGCCAAGAAGGAAGAAACUGAGGGGGGAAAAAUCACCUAAAGAAUGUAACCAUGGGAUCCUAGAAGGAGAAUCUUACUACCCAGUGAAGAGGGUGAUCCGCUGCAAAAUGCAGAAGGGGAUCCAAAUGAAGUUGGUGGAAUGGGAGCCCUGUUCACUCUGUGGGAAAACUUGGCCGAAACAGUGGGUGACGGAGGAGAACACAAAGAAUUAAAGAAAAGUUUAAUCCCAUUGUUUUUUUCCAUAAGCUAUGUGUUUGUUGUUUUACAGUAUAUUAAAAAUUGCUGAGUUUGCAAAAGCUUGAAAGAUCUAAGACUUUGAUGUAUUUGUGUUUUAUUUUAUAUAAAAUCAUUAUCAAGAACAAAAAAGAUAACAUAAAAAACAUGUAACCAAAGGUGUGCAAACAGACUUUGCUAACAUGAGAGGCUGAGGACACAAGUCUAUUUAUGUAUACAUUGUUUUUGUAUAUACUGUCCAACAUACAAUUAUUUUUGUCAAAACAUAAAUAAAUACUUAAAAUAAACAAAAUGUCUUUCUCAAAGAAAACAUAACAAAUGUAACUAAAAAACUGUAGUAGUUUUAAUAAGAUUUAC
Misgurnus anguillicaudatus (oriental weatherfish) is the source of this 1661-nucleotide messenger RNA. NCBI's taxonomy places the organism in Eukaryota, Metazoa, Chordata, Actinopteri, Cypriniformes, Cobitidae. The record is from RefSeq and is a predicted model, not a curated record.